AUGUGUGCCCUGUCUCCCUGGCACGCCCACAAUGCCUUUGAAAGCAAGGUCAAUGUACUCUACGUCCUGGGUCUAGUUCACGCGCUCAUUCAUUCGUCUGGUAGCCGCUGUGCCUACCUGUGGCCAGCGGAUUGUGUUAUUACGUGCGGUUCUAAUCGGAUCCCUCUUAUUCCCUUACAGGUGGGUACAGACGCUUCCAGCUUGAGAAAGGCAGACCCCAAAGGUCGGAGCGCUCUGUUGGCUGAUAUCCAGCAGGGAACUCGCCUACGGAAAGUCACACAGAUCAAUGACCGCAGUGCCCCACAAAUUGAGAGUUCUAAGGGAGGCAACAAAGAAGGAGGAGGUUCUGCAAACUCUCGAGGCGGAAGCACACCCCCAGCCCUGGGAGAUCUGUUUGCCGGUGGCUUUCCAGUGUUGCGUCCAGCAGGCCAGAGGGAUGCAGCAGGUGGCAAGACAGGGCAGGCCCCUGGCUCCCGGGCGCCUUCUCCCCGGCUUCCUAUCAAAACUAUCAGUGGCCCGCUUAACCCCCCUGCAUCUCCCAGGCUAGGCAAUGCCUCUGAGGUGCACGGCGCUGCCAGGACAGUCCCUCCUCGCCCCAGCAUGCCCGCCCCACCGCCUCCUACCCCACCCCCACCUCCUCCGCCCCUGCCCCCACCCCUGCCCCCUUCCUCCCCCACCAAAACUCCGCUGGUGUCCCCACCUGGCCCACCCACCAAAGGGAACCCCCCAGUGGCUGUACCCCCUCUCCCCUCCGUACCUCCCCCUCCCCCUCCCCCCCCUCCCCCAACUCCACCCCCCCUUCCCCUGGCCUCCGUUCUCAGUGACAAGGCAGUGAAGCCUCAACUAACCCCCUUGCACCUACCACCCAUCCCACCCCCACUCCCCCUCCUCCCACCUUGUGGGUAUCCGGGGCUCAGUGCAGAUGCUACCAGCCCCGCCCAGGAUGUGCGGGAGCCUCCCGCCCCACCGCCCCCGCCACCCCCACCCCCUCUUUAUGCCUCCUGUACCCCGAGGUCCUCUGUGCCUGCGCCUCCUUUGCCAGGAGCUAACAACAGCAGUGAAGCCCCGCCCCCGCUGCCCCCCAAGUCUCCCAGCUUCCAGGCCCAGCCACCCAAGUCCAGCGUUCAAGCCUUGCCUACACCUCCAGCCCCUCCGGGAUCCCAGACGUUCGUGCAGAAGAAGAGGCCCGGACGAGGCCCAGGGACCAGUGGGGGAAAGCUAAAUCCACCCCCAGCACCGCCUGCGAGGUCACCCACCACGGAGCUUUCCAGCAGAAGCCAGCAGGCCCCAGCCUGGACCCCGACACCGGAGCCGGGAGGUCAGCUGCGGAACGGAAGCCUGCAUAUCAUCGAUGACUUUGAGUCGAAAUUCACGUUUCAUACUGUGGAAGACUUUCCUCCUCCAGAUGAGUAUAAACCAUGCCAGAAGAGUUACCCCAGCAAGAUCCCCAGAAGCCGGACACCUGGUCCCUGGCUCCAUGCCGAGGCGGCAGGGCAGAGCUCGGAUGACAUCAAAGGCAGAAAUUCUCAGUUAUCUCUAAAGACCCUCCGGUGAGAAGGCAGAUGAAGCCCAUGUCCUGUGAGCCACCUGGGGUUCCAUACUGCCAGAUGGGCGUCCCCAGGACAACGUGUCUGUCCUCACCACACUCGAGUUGUAAUUCAGUUGACACACAAGCUCAGAGUGGAGCAUUUAUUUAUUGUAAAUACGUAGUUUGCACAGGCUUUAAGUCAGUAUGGUAGUCGACUUUUGAGUAAUUUAAACACACACACACAUUAUGUUUCUCCAGUUUUUUUAAGACGCAUCUUGUCAUCCAUCUGUCGGUGCAGACAGAGCCCUGUCCCCACCCCGUGGUGUCCAUUCCAUGACUGUAAAUAUGCGUGCAGGCUGGCCCUUCCUAGAUUCUGAACCGUUUCUAGAAGAUUCCUUAGUUUGCAAGUAGUCCCGAAGUCGCAGUAUCCAUGACAGCUUCUUAUUGGCAUGAUUCUAUAUUCUCAUCGUACAAAUCGCAAAAUCAAACCAAAUAAUGCCUUAUAAAUGAUGCAGCUCAGAGACAGUAGUGUAUCCCCACACCCAGACAAUGCCACACAGCCUCCAGUGAACGAGAUGCCACGUCUCGCUUCCGUUUUGCAGUACAGGGAUUUUUUUUUUUUUCUGCCUAAUGUAAAUAUAACGCAAAAUUAAGGCAAGAGUGGGCGUGGCCCCUCCAAUGCCAACCACAGGGCCCUUUUGUAACUGAAUGACCCUACAAGUAGCCAGUGCUCUUUACCGUUUACAGUGCCCCUCCCCACCCACGUUCCCAUUCCUCCUGUCCCACGAAGCCCCUAGCCCCAGUCCUGGCAGCCAGGGUAAGGCGAGAUUUAUGAGAUUUUGGCAUUUUUUCUGCAAGUUGGAAACAUACAUAACUCCUUAUUAUAGUCAGUUACAAAGUCUAUCUCAGAGAUGUUUUUGUUUUUUAUCUUUCGCCCCGGGAGCAGGAUUUCCAUGGAAAAUAUGACACGAGAAAGUAUAGACCGAAGCAUGUUAGCAAAUAUCUGCCUCACAUACCUGGUGCCUCACCCCCGCCCUUAGGGACCCUGGAAGCACCCGCCAGGCUUCCCUUCCCUUCUUCAGCUCCCUUCUGAGCUCAAGAGGACCUGACUGGUCUGAGAGCAAAUCCCCCCUUCCCUGCCGCAGGCACUUCUCUGUGAGGGAGAAGGGUGGAAGUACAGCGGCCCCCGAAUAUGGAACUGGUCUGGACGGGCUCUGACUGCUGUUCUCGCACCCUUUUUCUUGAGCUGGGAAGAGAACAGAAGUGUGUUUUUGCUUGCACCUGACCCCCAAAUGCCCCCUGUCCUUGGAGGGGAAGCUAUACUAGAAGGAGGACAGAACAUAGAAGGAAACAGACUGACCCCGGGGUCUGUGCUCAAAACAGGUGGAGAUGAAAGGAAAUCGAGAGGGAGAGGCGGGCAGAGCAGUGGAAAAAUUAAUGUCCUUUAGAACAACCCAUGCAGGUGCUCAGACCUGAAGGACAGCGUGCCCAGACCAAGCCAUCCAAAAGAGGUUUCCGGUUAGGAGGGUUUUGGCAGACGUGAGUGCAUACACUCAGCUGUUGUCCAGAGUAAAGAGUAAGAUGGCGUCCUACAACUGAGCAAGGUCAAGUGCCCUUCUCUGGGGAAUCAAUCAUGCCAAACUGUAACUGCUAAAUCAAUGGAAAAGCAGCUUUUGCAGGUCAUUGGCUCUGGGCAUCGCCGAUUUGUUUUACUGGCUCCGGAAGCUUUCCAAAAGGUCAGAAUUUCUUUAUUAUAACGGCAUCCCCUCCGUCUCCCUCCCAGUUGCGUAAAAUAAUUACAAGGGUUUUAAUGAUCACGAUUAAGAAGGCCAAAGACAAAGACAAUUCCACCUUCAGAGUAGACUGACUGCCCUGAUGAGGUGUUUAUACACUCAUGUUCCACGCCACUGGGACAGAAAUGAAAAAUAAAGCCAUCAAGGACAGAGGGAAGGGAGGAGCAGAAACCAAAAAUUGCAAUUAGGGAGGAAUCUCAGGAAUCUGGCAUCACACCUCUCCUCGAGACCUAUCACUGAAUUUCACACCCUUCGAACUCAACUCAUGUGGUGCCUGCCUCUGGCAGGACAGGUUAAGCCCCUUGACCGUAAACUUUUGCAGAGGCGACGAAUCACGGCACCCUCACUGCUCUCAAGCGUCUCGCUAACACUGUCGCCUGUGCCCCACCCCCACCCCGUGUUUCAUAUGUAUUUUGUAUUUAUUGAUGUGCCCUCCGCAGACUCCUUUCUUUGUACCUAAUAAACUUUAAUAAGUGAAAAUGC
Messenger RNA from Lynx canadensis (Canada lynx), 3804 nucleotides. It is a transcript of the gene WIPF3, whose product is annotated as WAS/WASL interacting protein family member 3. Gene Ontology annotation, cellular component: early endosome; WASH complex; recycling endosome. Lineage: Eukaryota; Metazoa; Chordata; Mammalia; Carnivora; Felidae. Gene Ontology annotation, molecular function: alpha-tubulin binding; gamma-tubulin binding; actin binding. Gene Ontology annotation, biological process: exocytosis; Arp2/3 complex-mediated actin nucleation; retrograde transport, endosome to Golgi. The record is from RefSeq and is a predicted model, not a curated record. The transcript has 8 exons. Bases 1 to 1554 code for a protein of 517 amino acids.